CAAUUAUCAAAGCCACUCGCCCAACCUACUGUCCAGACACCACUCUCCAGCAAGCGUCCUGUGAAGACACCAAGAUAACGAAGUACGUAGCCCUGGACUGCGAGCCGACCUGGCGACCUGCGCUGCUGCCCCUGGCCGGCACUCCAGCGGCCCUGCCUCGCCUGAGUCACCUCAGCUCUGCCCUCCAAUCUCGUUUCUUAGCCUCUACCUCUCGCACUCCGACGGUCCGGCUUGUUCCCAGGAGUCCAGCUAAGUAUCUCCACCGCCGAUCGAUGAUAGAUUUGUCCGCAUAAGCACUCAAACCUUGAAUGUGUUGUGUCCAGGUGUAACGCAGAGAAGGAUUUUUUCCCGAGAACAGACUUCAGAACCAUGAGUCUCAUAGGCUACAAUGCCUUUACAAAACCAAACUUCUUUCUUGUACAUUAUGAUAUAUCUGCCCUUGCAAUAUGUCGAUCUCAAUUUAUUUUGCGUUCAAAGAAAACCCCAAUAAUGAGGCUAUGUUGUUCCGUUGUGAGUAGAACACUGUCUUCCAAAUCUGUAACAGGUCAUGAGAGUCAUAAAAAACAGAAAACUGAUGCAUCUUCCUUGUACACUCAUCCUAGUUUGUUGCAAAUGAAGAAUGAGAGGGUGGCAAACCGUGCACUUGUUUAUGACUUCUUGAGAGGGGUUGGCAUUAUGACUGACGAGCUAGACGGAUUAGAGCUUCCUCCCUCGGUUGAAGUCAUGAGGGAACGUUUGGACUUCCUUCACAAAUUGGGACUCACAAUUGAGGACAUCAACAAUUACCCCCUUGUUCUCGGCUGCAGUGUGAAGAAAAACAUGAUUCCCGUUCUCGAUUACCUCGGCAAAUUAGGUGUUAGGAAAUCCACACUCACCGGAUUCCUUCGCCGGUACCCACAAGUUCUCCAUGCAAGUGUUGUAGUUGACCUUGCGCCUGUUGUCAAACACCUACAAGGUUUGGACAUUAAACCAAACGACAUCCCACGGGUUCUUGAGCAGUAUCCAGAAGUAUUGGGAUUCAAGCUUGAGGGAACAAUGAGCACUUCAGUGGCAUAUCUUGUGGGCAUUGGGGUGGCAAGAAGAGAAAUUGCAGGUGUGCUGGUGAGGUACCCUGAAAUAUUAGGGAUGAGAGUAGGUCGGGUGAUCAAACCCUUUGUGGAAUAUCUUGAGAGUGUGGUAGGAAUCCAGCGGUCAGCAGUGGCAAAGUUAGUCGAGAAAAAUCCGCACAUUCUAGGGUUUGGGCUCGAAGAGAGAGUUAAACCCAAUGUGAAAUCCCUUGAACAAUUCAUGGUCAGGCGAACCUCAAUUCCUUCAGUCAUUUUCCAAUACCCUUCAAUUCUAGGAAUUGAUCUUGAGGAAAGGCUGAGAAGCCAACAAAUUUUCCUCAACUCGCUUUUAGGUCUAUGUCCAGAGGAUUUCGGGAGAGUUGUGGAGAAGAUGCCACAGGUUGUCAGUCUUAACAAUGCAGCUGUGAUAAAACAUGUUGAUUUCCUCAAGGCAUGUGGGUUUUCUUUAGAACAAGUAAGAACAAUGGCCGUGGGCUGCCCCCAGUUGCUCGCAUUGAAUAUUGAGAUCAUGAAACAAAGUUUUGCUUAUUUCAUUGGUGAGAUGGGUGGCAGGGCGUUGGAUGAGUUGGUUGCUUUCCCGGCUUUCUUCACUUACGGACUCGAAUCAACCGUGAAGCCAAGGCAUAGAAAGAUUGCAGAAAAAGGAUUAAGAUGUUCCCUUGCAUGGAUGCUCAAUUGCUCGGAUGAGAAAUUUGAAGACAGGAUGCAUUAUGACUCGUUUGGCAUAGAAGAGAUGGAAUCGAGUCCGACAUCCUUUGACAUGAACGUCCUCAUGCAACCCCAAAGCGAUGAUUCAGUCUAUGAUGAGGAUGAGGAUGAGGAUGAAGAUAGUGAUAGUGAUUGUAGUAUAGACUAGAUCAUCAGACUAUGAUGAGGAUGAUGUUGAUGACACUGAUAGUCAUUUAUAGUAUAGACUAGACUGUAAGUUUUUAUCAUUGCAUAACACAACUGUGUACCAUAUGUUUAAUUUAACAGUAUGCUACAGUGUGCAUUAUGUAUGCAGUAAUGCACGGUUGACGGUACUGCAUAAAGUCAUAAACUACCAGUCAUUAAUUUGGGACCUUGAAAACGCAAAGGGAAAAAAAGGGAACAU
This is a messenger RNA of Cuscuta epithymum, 2160 nucleotides long. The record is from the annotation of a GenBank genome assembly. Lineage: Eukaryota; Viridiplantae; Streptophyta; Magnoliopsida; Solanales; Convolvulaceae.